AUCAUGUUGUUUGAGGUAUCACUGAAGCAACUCCGACAGAUGAUCAUCUACGACAACACCAACCCCAGCAGCGGGAUCUCAAUACCGAGACAUGGUCAGAGGAAGAAACCUCGUGUGUCUUUUGUCCUCGUCCGCAUCUAGCGAGUCUUACAGCCAGUCACGGCCCGACCCAAUCCAAGCUGCCGCUUCCAAUUCAUCGACAACGUACCCCUCACAUACCAUCCAACUCAAAGCUCCCAGCAACCCCAAUACCACGUACAUCGCUCCCAAACUCGAAGACAACAAUACGAUCCUUGAACCAAAAACAUUGAACGACAUCCCUCCAUCCCUUACAGAUCCUCAAGUCAAACACAAAAGAAAUUGCCCAACAUCAAAGAAAAAUCAAAAAGAACGAGAGUUAAUGGUGAUCAGCUCUCGCGCAGUGCCAACACUGUGGAUCGAACACAGGAUCCCCGCAUUACAAGUGCGAUGCCUUACCACUUGGCCAUGCUGGCGAGUUGUGCGAUGCAUCGGCGAAUCCGCACGAGCCAUCAUGACUCCCUCCUCACAGCUAGGCACCCUCCCUCCGCAGGCGGGUCAUCGCGUCCGACCUCACUUCAAUGCCUGCGUUCAUACUGAGAAACAGGUUUUCUUAUUUCUUACUUCCCAGUUCCCAGGUUUUCGAUCUGCGCUGACUAGCCACUGCUAUCUCGAUUGCUGGAUCCCAAAUAGGAUACUCGAGACCACCUGGACCAAGUACUUUACCUCGGAAUUUCAUCACGCAAGAUCUAGUUUCCGGUUUAACAUACCACGCGCCUACCUCGGUCAGAAAAUUGGCAAGACCCCAAUAUCAUCUUCUUCAACGCCCAAAAGUUUUCCGAGAAUGACACAUGCCGGCAGCCGCGGUAGUGAAGGCAAGCGUGGCCGGAUGUAAAUGCUCGCUCUGAGAAUCGGGCCCAUAUAGUAUAGUAUGCUGCCGUGGCUUCUCGAGUUGUCACCAGCUGUCGAUAGUGUUAUUGUGAUUUUCAACCUUUUUGCAAAAGCAUCGUGAAUAGACAUGAGUAUGAACAAGAGCCGGGGCCCAGUGA
Messenger RNA from Colletotrichum acutatum, 1067 nucleotides. RefSeq lists its product as uncharacterized. The transcript has 2 exons. The record is from RefSeq and is a predicted model, not a curated record. Bases 92 to 913 code for a protein of 273 amino acids. Lineage: Eukaryota; Fungi; Ascomycota; Sordariomycetes; Glomerellales; Glomerellaceae.